CCAAAAAGUAGCUAACCGCCUUUGGCACAAUUUUACUACAACUCCCAAGAUUCAACACGGGACACUGAGCACCACCGCUCAACUCUCCGGGUUUGGACAUGAACUGAAUUAUUCAACGCGAGAACCUUAGCGCCACCGCUCAACUUUCCGGGUUUGGACAUGCACUGAUACCAACAAACAGACCUUCCGCGUGGGAUUGGAGCUCAGCAGUCCUCCAAACGCGACCGAGUGAAGGGAAGAGAUUUCCAGCGUGGUUUUAAAAACGGACUGUCGGCAUGGGGAAUGGGAUUAACAAGGUCCUUCCAGACCUUUAUUUAGGGAAUUUCAAAGAUGCCAGAGACAGAGAAGCACUUGCUAGAAACAAUAUCACACACAUCCUGUCCAUUCAUGACAGUGCAGCUCCCAUCUUACAGGAGAUGACCUACCUCUGCAUUAUAGCGUCUGACGUGCCCACACAAAACCUGACUCAGCACUUUAAGCAAAGUAUAAUGUUUAUGCACGAGUCUCGGCUGAAAGGAGAAGGCUGCCUUGUUCACUGUUUGGCCGGAGUGUCCCGCAGCGUCACCCUGGUGGUGGCUUACAUCAUGACUGUGACGGGUCUGGGCUGGGAGGAGGCGCUGGCCGCUGUUCGGGUUGUUCGGCCGUGCGCCUGUCCCAACCUGAGCUUCCAGCAUCAGCUUCAAGAGUUUGAGGCCACCCAAGCUGAAGAGUUCAGAGAAUGGCUACGAAAUGAAUACAAGGACAACCCCUUCAACGACGAAGCUGACAUACGGGACUUGCUGGCCAGAAAGCUCAAAGUCAAAGAUGAGGAAAAGGACGAAGAAGACGUUCUUCUCUGAACGUUUGCAGCUCUGCCUGGACUGUGCAAUGCAGAAAUGCUGUGUGGAUUUCUGUUGUGGUCUGCAGUCAGACAUCUUUGUAGUUGAUGCACAUGAAUGUAAAAAUGUUAUGAAUCAAAUGUCCAUUAAAAAAUGUAAACGGCAAAUGUGUGUUUUAUAAAUAAAAGUAUGAGAAUUGUUCGUU
Messenger RNA from Oryzias melastigma (Indian medaka), 1023 nucleotides. It is a transcript of the gene dusp22b, whose product is annotated as dual specificity phosphatase 22b. The transcript has 8 exons. Gene Ontology annotation, biological process: regulation of cell population proliferation; transforming growth factor beta receptor signaling pathway; positive regulation of JNK cascade. Gene Ontology annotation, molecular function: protein tyrosine/serine/threonine phosphatase activity. Bases 276 to 839 code for a protein of 187 amino acids. Gene Ontology annotation, cellular component: cytosol. Lineage: Eukaryota; Metazoa; Chordata; Actinopteri; Beloniformes; Adrianichthyidae. The record is from RefSeq and is a predicted model, not a curated record.